UACCAUUGCUUAAGCGAGGGGCGCUGAUUUGAUGCCUUAACUCCAUCCCUUGUAAACAACGCUUAGAAAAUAACUCACGGGCGUCAAUUUAUGUAGAUUAAAAAAAAAGUCUGAUAAGUUUAGAUUUUUUUAAUGAAAAAAAAUUGAAAAUGAUCCAUUUGCAGCUUUCUUGGGGGGAAAAAUCAAGCUUUUUAUUUUUUUGCUAGAUUCCUGACUUUUUCAACAAAAUAGCCUAUGCUGUUGUGUGCAGGUUUCUUUAUGUUUUGUGUCGAAAACAGGGUGCGAGAGUUGGAUGUCGUGCCCCAUGAGCGGGAAGUACCUUUGUCCAGGGGACCGAUUCUGAGGACAUAGUUAAAGCUGUAGCCCUGGGGGGGGAGGGGAGCUGCAACCAAUGCGGAGGAAAGGAGCUGGUUUUCUGGGGGUACACAGUUGUUUUUUCAUGCUUCAUUUGCUCUUUAGCCUGAUAGACUGCAUUAAUCAGUUUUAUUUCCAUUGAUAGAGAAACCUCGUCUGCUCUGUUCGAGCUACAAAGAAUCCUGCAAGCUUUUGUGAAAGUGCAAAUCAGUUUAGGCAAUUAUCAUACCAGGAAUAUGAAGGGGAAAGAGGAGGCAUUGCCCAGUGGUCUCCUUUAAUCUCUUAAUCCGUGGAUCCAGGGGGGCUAGUUGGACAUAAUUUAGGACAAUCUGACUACCCUUUACACUGUGAUAAGGCGAAGUUACAAUGGAUCGCGAAAAUACGAGCUUUGUUAAGCGUCCUGCCUUGAAAAGUUAAGAUUAGACAUUCCGCGCACGUGUUGGCACUAUAGGAUACUAUGUACAUUAAAAAAAAAUCCGAUCUGAUUUUUUUAACAUCGUGGAUCCCAUACAAUAUAGUGGUGACUUUCCAUUCAGAGCUGCUCCAAUAUUAAAGAGGCCCAGACAGGGUGAGAUGCCUGUCGCAAUGCAGUUCCCCUUCCCUUUCUGCCUAAUUAUUGAGCAGAGCCAUUCCCAAGGUAAAUUUCUCGUCGUCCUCCGCCACCACCCUCAAAAAUCCCGGCGGAUUGUGCAGCUCUUCCAAUGCACCCGGGCGCAUUUUGCACCUCAGCCCGCUCGAGUUAGCUCGAGUCCGACUUCAAACCCAUGCAAAUGCGCAAACAUUAAACAGAUUGCAGAUUUGGGUCUUUCUAUAAAUUGUUUCCCAUCUUGAUAAAAGGCUUAUUUCUGCAGGAGCUAUAUACUUUUUUUUUUAACUGCAAGGAAAGAGAGAGGGGGGGGGGAAUUUAAGCGUCCUAUGUAGCGUAACAGCAAUAAAAUCUUCAGAGAAUGCCAUUAGCUUUGAAAAAAAAAACCCUAAAAGCUUUAUUACAAACCAAGCUUUGAAAAUAGGGGGGAUUAGGAGUCUGAAAGGGUCCCACAAUGGUUAGAAGAAAAGGUUUCAUGCUAAUGAGGUUAAUGCCCUUUGUAUCUCAGGACUCCACAACUUCAUUACUCCCUAUCUCAGGCUGCACCAAGCGGCUCAGAACAGUGCAAUCCACUCCAGCUUUUCCCUUCCCUGCCUAAAGAAGGAUUUGAUAGCAGCUCUGUUCAAACUAGAUAAUUAUAUCUUUUCAAGUCGGAAUUAAGAUAAAGAAAGUGAAGCAAAGGCGGCUAGCCUUGAUCCACUGCAAACAAAUUUGGCGCACUUUCUAGUCGCUCUCCCCCUGCCUCAAUAGGCAGGACAGUCAGCUUAUUAGACCCUCAUUUGCUUUAUUAAUUCAUCUAUUUAAAGUGGCAGGAUUAGAGAGUCUAACGUGGACGCUGGAUGCCAGGCAACGCUGACAUAGAAAUACCGGCGAGAGCACUGCCCGAGUGGGCACUGCGGUGACACAUCUGGAUUGGGGGGGGACACACAAAAAGACGUUUUCCGGGAAAUACCUGGGAGGGAAGGGACGGGACCGGGGCGCUGAGACUGCAGCUCUGCGGGACGGCUUGGGUUGUUCCCAGGUCGCUGCCAGCAAUGCCUUGCUGCUGCCCCGAUCCGGGGUCCUUGCAGGGAGAGGAAAAGCGAGGUUUGCCCCAGGUGCUCUGCUCUGGUGCGGGAGCCUGGCCGGGGUGCGCCCGGGCAAGGAGUCUGCGGCCGCGCCCAGGAGGGCUGCGCCGGGCUCCCCGCAAAGCGGCGCGGGGCCGCACCACUGACCUCUCUCUCCCCUCUUUUGUCUCCCCAAGCCCAGGCAGGGGCUCGGCGGGGAGGCUGCGGCCGGAGCUGGCAAGGCCGGGGCGAGCGGCUCGGGGGAGGAGAGGUGAGGAGCUCCCCGGGGCGGUGCGGAUCCGAAGCGGGUCCCCCGUCUGCACGGGCCUCGCUGCGGAUCGGGGGGGUAGGGGCCUGGUUUCCUCGCCCCUGCGACUUCCCACGGGGGCAGCGGGGAGCGGCCGCGGUCCCCGCAGCUCCGACGGGGCGGCUCGGCGCGGCGCCCCCCCCCCCGGCAUUGGGGGUCAGUCAGGGCCGGGCGGAAAUGAGCCUUCCCCUCAUUAGCGCCAGGAUCCGCUCGGGAAGGGCGAAGCCGGGGCAGCCCCGCGCGGAUCCGCUUCCCGGCGCUGCCCCGGAGCCCAGGCACCCGGCGACGGGAUCCUGCAGGCAGCCCCGCAGGCCGGAGCGCAGAGAUCCUGCCCGCCCCGGCGGGCCUGGCCUGUCGUCGGGCCGCCUGUGGCAGGCUCCUGCGAGCACCGAGAAGGUGCCCCCGGGCUGCAGCCAAGCGAGCCGGGCCGUGCCGGGGUGCAGAGGCAACCCGGGACGUCCCUUCGAGGCCCGGCCCCCGCCUGGGCCAGGAGCGCGGAGCCCAGCGCUUGCGGGCUGAACGCGGCCCUUUCCCUUCCCCAGCACCCACCGCCGCCUCCCCCAGGGCUCGCCCCCGCCUCUCCCAACCCCCGGGGCCCGCGACCCUGGGGCCGACGCCCGUCCCCCCUCCCAUCCUCCACUCUGGUCCAGGGGAACCCAGCUAAUAUUUAUAGCCCAGGUCUCCAUUGCACUGGGCUGGACCUGACGUCAGGAAGAACUUGAUCUAGCCUGCUUCGCUCCUGCUUCUGAAACUGAUCCUUGAAAUGAGAGAACAGACUCUACACAAUUCCCAUGGCCUUGACAUAAGGGAGAAAAAUACCCAUUCCAAGCGUUUCCACAAAUCCUCGGCACCUUCCAGCUCUCGCACGCGCUGGCUUUACCUUAGUGGAAAGCACGAUGCGGUCCCUGAGUCCGGACCGACAAAGCAAACGAAACACCCACUGGAUUUUCCACGAGUGGAAUAAAGCCAUCGGGGGGAGGGACUCGGGAAGGCAACUGGAGAAUUAACAGUGGUUUUUCAUUUUUGCCGCACAGAUACAAAUGCCCCCGAAGCUGCUGCGGACAGAGCCCGCCCGCUGCGCUGGGAUUCAGGUGGGAGUCUCGUCCUGUGGAAGGGCAGCCGGCCCGGGCGCUGCAGCGGGCACCGGGGACCUCUCCCGGUGCCCACCGGGUCGGUCGGGGGCGAUGCUGUGCCCGGUGCGUAGACCCCCAGCAACGCCGUCCGCAAACUCAGAAAUUAGAUCAAAUGUGAUAAAUGGUGAAAGGGUGGGGGAAGACGCGUCAUUUAGGGGGCCGCUAGCUCCACGGGACCCUUGGGUUGGCAAGCUGGCGGCUGGAGAGAUGCCCCUUUCCCCUUCCCCUCCAGAAGCAGCGGGGGAAGCGCUCGGGGGCUGCGGCCGCUCCCACGGGCGCGGGCAAACGGCGGAGCCCGUCCUGCCCUUGGUGGCUUUAAGCGGGAGCCUUUUAAUGAGUCGCUGGCGUGUGAGGGACCCUCCGCCACGACUUUCCCACCUGACCGCAAAAGCGUGGGUCGGGUCGGGGCAAACGCCUGGCAGAGAAACCCGCAGGGAUCUUUCCUGGACGUGCCGCUUCGCGGAGCAGGGGACCGGGGCACUUCGCGGCUCGCCCGGCAGGGACCGCCCCGAGGGCAGCAUCGCUGGGUCGGCCCCGCGCAGCCAGGGGCAUUGCGGAGCCCCCGGGACGAGCCCUGCCCGCUCCUGCCGCCUUUUCUUCACGUCUAAAAAAAAAGGACCCGAAGAAACUCCAAAGCGUUUGCGGAUCGUGUCCUGCCCGGCCUCACGCGAGGGAAGCGGAGCAGCUCGGCCCGGGUCUUCCCAGGAGACGAGCUCCCAGGGGCUGGGGCAGCUCCUCCGGGGGGGGUCCGCGGCCGGAGCCCCCGGGGCGGCCGCCUUCAGCCUCGGAGCGGGGCAGGCGGUCGGGCUCGUUCCCCCACCCUCUUUAAAACGCUCCUUCCUCCAAAAGCGGCCGCUGCUCCGGGGACAACUUAGCUGCGCCUUGAUGCUGGCAAAAAAGAAAAGGUCCCGCGUGGGAGGCGGCGGCGGGGGCCCUGCACAGCCCGGCCCCGACGGGAGCCCCGGGAGGCGGGUCGCGGGCGCUUUCCUGCAGGCUGCCCCUGCAUGUGGCCGGGGAGCAGCACGGCUAUAAGGAGCGCCUGCUUUCGUACAGCCCCGAGCACUUGAGGGCUGGGCUGGGCCGUGCCGUGCCUCUCCCCACACCCGGGUAUGUAGCCCCGUCGGACCGAUCCUUCUCCGGCCCGACGGGACACAUCAGUGCCCCUCGCACCCCACGGUGCCCGGUCCAAGCCGCCCGGAGCGGGCAGGCAGCCGCGCGCUGUGCCGGUCCCCGAAGCAGGAGGGAGACCGGGGCACCGCGAGCCUGUGGGGCUGGGGUUGUCUCCUCCCGAGCUCCCUACCGGAAUGAUGCAUUUUUUACCAACCCCCCCAGAACAAAAAAAAUGUAGUGGCGUCAAACACUCCGAGGCAGGUCAAGUGGCAGCUCCGGGAGCCACCGGCCCCUGUUGAUUCAGAUGUUUCUCCCCAGAAUUGGUGUCCGGGGGGAGAGCGGGGGCUGAGCUCCCGGCUGCUGCAGCCCCUGCCGGAGACGCUGAUUUGGUGCUGAUUUAUUGAAGGGGAGCCGAGGUGGGGGAGCGAAGACAGGGGUCUGCAAUGUUAAGUUGGAAACCAGGAGAGUUCCUGUCCACAGGGGAAGGAAAGCGGGGUGGGAUCCAUAGUAUAUAAAACUGGCUCCAAAUUUAGCCGCCACUGAUUCAUUGUUUGAACAGGUUGAAAGUCUGAUAAUGAGGUUUUUAAGAGCCCUAAACAAACAGGCUCUCUCUAAACCUGAUUAGCCUGUCCGGGGUGGGAAGAGGGCAGGGAAAGUGGUCGGGGAAGAUUGUUUGACUUCCAAAUGAUGAGUCCCUUCCCAGUAUCUGCAUGCACACGCAUCUAUCAAUCAAGCUUUUUAUUGGGUGUCACCAGCUGGGGUGCUGGGAAAAAAGAGUGCGUGUUAAAUGAUGCCAUUAGACUGUAGUGCAACAAGCAAAGACAAGGUAAUUGGCAGCAAUUCUCAGCCCCAGUCCGGUGACCUGUUAAUCUGUUGCCACUAGCAUUCCACCAGGGGAAAAAAACCUGCACUGUGUAGAAACAGUCUUUCCCUUAUCUCAGGCCUGGCCAGCUUGUUAAUGUUCAACUUGACAAGAGAGAAGAGCUGCUAGGUGGGAACCUGUCUCCAUUCAAUCAGGCUAAUAUGCCAAUUGCUGAGGGUAAUUUAUGGUCCCCUGUUUAAUUUAUUCUCUCAGUUUUUUUGGAUCAGCCCAGGCUUUGGCAUCAGGGUGUUGCAAAGGAGAAGCUGAGGGUCUCUGUGGAGCAGGAAGCCCCCUUUGGCAUCUCUCCAUUUGUGCUUUCCCAGCCAAUAUGCUUGUGCAAUCAGGAAGUUUCCAAGGUACUGUAGGCCAGUACCCCUACACAGUGCCUCCAAAAAACUUGGCUAGAAUCAUGCUCUUUCCUUCAUUCAUAAUAAAGUGUCUAGCUAGUUCCCGUCCAGCUUACACAGGCAGGGGACUGCUUGGGUGAAAGGCUGUGCACAAUGCCCAGGUUCCUUGCCAACAGCUCACAAUGCCUGUAGGUGUAACAACAAACAUAAAGAGACCAGAAGCCACUGUUUAAAAAACAAUUACUUCAUGGGUUACUUGGUAUCCAAAAGAAGAGCUAGUCUGUGGGGUGGCAUCACAGGCUGCACGGGUACCUGAGAAACAACCUCCAGAAAGAACUGAAAUCACUUCUCCCCCAGUCUCACUGGAAGGAGACACAAAAUGCUACCAAGGGAAUGUUUUCCAGCAGUAAACCAGGGAGAGAAAGUCCAGCUCUGUUUGUGUUUUGUUAUACCCAGUCUCCCUGGAUUUUUACACAGGAAAGAUGUCUUGUUUGUAAUGCAGACAGGCCCUGGACUGUGGCCCUUGCUCAGAAGCUUCCACUGCCUGGGAAAUCACCCCUGGGGUACAUAAAGAGGGUCUGGAGUGCUUAAUGUCAUUUGCAGACGUUUUGAUCGGAGUUGCUCCUUGUUCCAGGCACCCACAGCCUGAACGAAGAACAUCUAUUUGGUUUGGGGGCCAAGUCUAUGAACAAAUGACACAGAUGGAAUUGAUUGUUUCUAUAUUUGUUGCAUAUAAUUGAACAGCAAAAAAACUCAGCUUCUUAGGAUGGUUAGUGACAUGUUAGAAGGCCCAAAUAUGAUGGGGGGAAGGGGUGGGGUGGGAAGGCUGCCCUUUUGUGCCAUAAAAUAAUUGAUGGCAAUAUGAACAGCUGUGGUUUCCACAAGGCCUCUUCUUUAAUAAUACAGGACUGGGAAUCCUUCUCAGAGUCCAACAGCAGCAACCAAAUAAAUACAAGGAUUAAAAAUAACUGUAUUGCUUGGAAGGGUACAUUAAAUGUUUUUGAAAGUUUUUACUAACUCCAUCUAAUGAAGCUAUUUUAAGUCACUGAUGGCCCUGAAACUGUCCUUCAUCUAAGAAAUAAUUGCCUAUUCUUUUUAGAUAAUCUAAGUAUUUUCAAUAGAAAUGUGUACAGUGCUUCAAUUAAAACCUGAGAAAAUGUAUAUGCAAUUAAAAGCAACAGUCCUCAUAAUGUUUUCAUUUUGAUGACUGCAAAAAGAACCAUGCUUGUGUGUACAUAGCCCUGUACCUGCCAGUGUCAGAGUGGUUUGCUGUUACAGUGGGGUUGCACUAAAUUACACUUUCUUUCCUAUUCAUUGUCACCAUUUUUUACGAACUUUAGUCCAAAUCACUAUUUUUAAAUGGAACUUUAUUCCAAAUGCUUCAAACUUCCUAUUCUGUUUAAAAUCAAAAGAAAAAAAUGCAGCCUAUGAUCUUUUCAAGGAAAUCUUGCUGCAAAUGAAACAGUAAACAGUAUAUACUGAGAUGCACUGAGGAAGCUUGCUGGCUUUCUUUUCCUUUUCUUAACUAUUUAAUGAGGCUGUCUUGCAACCUGACUGCUGUAGUAAACCUUUUGUCUCUAUGCUGGGUUCCACUAUAAGUGACCUUGCAAUGUUGCAGUGCCACUGGCAACCUUUUGGGUAAUGGCGUAUCGGACGUACUGCGGGGGGAGGUUAAAUUUCUCGCUCAGCAUUAUUACCUCUCACUUCUAAAUUCCCAUUGCCAUUUCUACUUUACAGCUCAUUUUAUUUUUCCCUGGCUGCCCAGAGACAUGCUGUGCAUUCUGCAGAGGGACUUGAAUAUUUUCUGAAUCAUAGAAACAGUGCUAACAAUUAUGCAUCUCUUGGCCAAUCUCCAUUUAAGGAGACAUUCCAUCAAAGACAAAUUGCUGACCAUUUGAUGACACCACGAGCAUAUUCAUGGCUCAGUGAGACUGUCCUUGCUUACCAGCCCACCUGUUUAGGCCCAUAUGAGCACCCAAUGUGUCGCGAAGACCCAACAUAAAGGAUAUAUUGGAUUAUUUCCCCCUAUAAAUACAAUUUUCCAAAAUCUUGGUAUUCUGUUUAUUUUUCAGGCAAAUCUUUUUUAGUAAUGAAAGAAAGGGGGUGGAUGGCAUGAAAAGGGUGUGGAAUGUAGGCUUCUUUGAACUCUAAUGAGAGGCCUUCCUUGAAAUGAAGUACAGCUGCGAGUUAUGACUGCAGGUCUGUGAAAAUCAAGGGAAUGGCAGAGCUCUUCUCUGAGAACCAAGCCAAUAACCAAAAGGAAGAUUUUGAUCAGACUCAGGAUAUUAAAGCACCCAACUGGAAAGCUAGUUAUGGGCACAUUGCUAUGACUCCUCAGUGGCAGGACUGCUUAAGGCAUAGCAUAAAUGUGUGAGACAGCAUUAUUUGGCACACAUGAGAAUGCAAAUGUUAGUCAAAGCCCAUGGUCAUCCAGAAAACAGAAAACUCGUAGAUGGUGGCCUCAGUUUCAGGGAGAGAAGUUGCCCCUGCUAGGGGUGGAGGACUGUGUGUGUGUGACAUGUCUUCGCAAGAAUUCAUGCUUGUUAGUAUGUUUGAAACAUUUUCUCAAAGUACUUUUGUGCUAACUUUGGAUAGUCACAGGCUCUUGAAAAUGUAUACUACACUUAGAUACAUUGUACAGUUAAGUGGAACUGAGCCUUCCAGUUACCAAACAAGCUAUACCCCUGCAAGCGAGCUACACAACUCUUUUGGAGCUGGUUGAUCAUAGGCAGGACAACCAGCACUUUUGUCCUAUUUUCUACAAGGGAUGUGGCACAAUUUUCUCCUUGCAGUUGAUUUAUGCUCAUCCUAGUUCCUAGUUUAGAAGUGAUAUGAAAUGGCCCAAAUGUUUUGCCCCCCUUUACAUCAGGAACAAGAGACUAUUUCAGCUGACUUGCCAUGCCUGAAUGUAAUUUGAGGUUGCAUCCACAGGUGUAUUAAAUGUAACACACAAUGGGCGCAUCUACAUGUGCCCCUGUGGCGCAGUAAAAGCCUGUGCUGUGCCAUGCUGGUGGCACACGGUUAUUUUUAGCUGCUACAUUACCAUGCUAGAGCAAGGGAGCACAUUGCUACGGCAAUGUAGCUGCAGCAUUAUGGGUUGCGCCUGCCGACGCUAAGUCGCCGUAGCAUCUAGUGUAGAAGUGCCCAAUAAGUGCUACUGCCAGUCUAUUCAGCAAUGGUUAGGCCUUAUUUAAUGUGUUGUGUGCCGUUCCCCAUUUUACGAAGGAUGUGGGGAAGUUGGAGAGGGUCCAAAAAUAAGUGCCAAAUAUGAUGAAGGGGUAGGAAGAUGAGGUUGAGAGAACAAGUGUUUAGCUUGCAGAAAAGGAUAUUAAGGGUGGGCAUUAUUGUUUUGAAAUCUUUGAAGGUUUCCAUAAAGAAGAACAAUUGUUCGUCUGUGCUGCAGAGGGCAGGGCAUGAAGCAACGGCUUUAAAUUGUAACAAAAUAGAUUGCGAUUAGACCUCAGGAAGAACUUCCUUGUUCCUUUCUUUUUGAUCAUCACCAAGGCAGUGGACCAGAUUGCCCAGGGACGUUGUAGCAUCUCUCUUGUUGGAGGUUUUCAAGAAGAAGCUGGAUAAACUUUGGUCAGGGAUGAUUUAGGAGUGUUGGACCAGAUGACCCCUGAGGUCUUUUUCAAUCCUAUGAUUCUACAAACUCUGAAGGGCCAGCUGAAGUGCAGAGGUAACGGAGAUCCAUGCCUUCCACCAGUUGCAAAUGUGGCCCUUUCUGUUUCCUAACAGCCAAAGAGGAAUUGUUUUCCAUCAACUUUGACAAAAAUGUUAUUUUAGAAAGAGACUGAAUAAUAGAUUCAUAGAAAAACAGGGAUGGGAGGGACCUCAAGAGGUCACCCAGUCCAACCUGCUACUUACAAUAGGAUCAUCCCUGUCUAAACCAUCACAGAUGAAUAUUUGUCUAACUUGUUCUGAAGAACGUUUAAUGAUGGAGAUUUCGCAGCCUCUGUAGAUAAACUGUUGCAGUGCUUAACAACUCUCACAGUGAGAAAGUUUUUCCUAAUAGCCAGCCUAAAUCCUGUGUAUUGUAAUUUAAGCCUUUUAUUUCUUGUCUUGUUCCAUACACGUCUUUUUGUUCUGUUUGUACACUACAACGUACAAGGUCCAGGUAGUAUGAUACAAAAAAAAGGGGACACACAAUAAUAUUUAUAAGAGGAGUUAUAAAACUUAGCUAUUAUUUGUGUGUUGAUCUACACGGGGGUCAAAUUUUAGUCUUAGUUAUUCUGGCAUAAGAGAGCUCAGGAUUGGUCCCUACAUCCCUCAGAUCUAUCACCAAUGACUAUUUCUAAUAUACUCAUCAUGGAAAUAUCUUGGCACUGUGUGGUUGGACUCUAGAGCAACUAAAAUAGCAAAACAUUAUGCUAAACAAACAUAGUUUGAUUUAUAGAUUUGUGGUAAGAACAGUUCAGUUUUUAAGGGUGUUCAAAUUAAUUAAUAUUCUCCUGGGGGGAGGGGAAAAUGCUAUUGUUUCCAUAACCACAUGCUUUCCAAUAUAAAAUAAACUCUUGGUGUUGUGAACGUGUUGCUUAAUUAUCCUAAACGGUUGCUUUUGAAAGUUGUCUAUUGACCUGUUUCUACAUUUCACAGGCGUUCAGUGUCAUAUUUCUCAGGAGUGUUGUAUCUACCUGUAGUUAGCAAGAAAUAGAUACCGGGUGAAUUUUAACACUGGUAAAAUAAGAAUGCUACUUGCUGCAUGCAGCAUUCCCAAGUGCAAUGCGUGAGUGAGGCUGUAAGGACAGUUUAUAAAGCAAAGUGAAUGGCAACAUCACAUGUACAGGUAAUUCAGAUCAUCAUUACAAGCAGACAGAUGUCAGGGUAUAACGUUACAUGGCAAGUCCUUACAUGUGUACUCUAUACAACACACCAUAGAACAAUUAUGGAAAAAUUUACUUGUUUGGCCCACUGGAGGCUAAAUCCCACCGUCAGUUUUUAGGUAGGGCUUCUCUAUAGAUUUCACCUUUUUCUGUCUCCUUGGUGUGCAGGACAGACAGACACUGGCCGACUCAGCGUUCUUUCUACCUACAGUGAUGUGUAACUUAUACCACCUUCCACAUCAUCUCUGCAUCUGGCCCCUUGCUUGUAAUGUAUCGGUUUUAUAGGCACUCUAGUUGCCGUUAAAGAGGGUUGGGUUUCAGAAAAAGGAGAUGGUGAGACUGUCCUGGCUCCAUUCAUUUCAGUGCUUAAAUGGAAACAAAACUGGACCCAGUGAAUGUGACAAUUGUGACAAGGAUGACAACAGUGUGUGUUCUUUCAUGUCCUUGAGUCAGCAAUGAAAGCUGGUUUUAGUUGCCUUUAACCGCACAUAAUAAAGAACUCCACUUGCAUCAUGCUGCAUUGCUUAAGGGCUCAUAGAUGCCAAUGGGAGUUUUGCCUGAAUACCAGGCAGAUGCUAGGUCCUGCUUUGGUACUGUGCCUUCUUCACACAUUAUAACCCAAAACAUCUUACAGGGUUAAGUAUCGGCAUUAACUAACAAUGAUGGGAGAGAGAAACUAAGAAGGAAGUCAAAGAAAGACAGAGGUGGAUAGGGGCAGCUUGCUGAAUUCUUGUACAUAAGAUUUAUCUGUGCUUGGUAAUAUUCAUAACUGAAGGGAUACUGAUUCAAUUUAUGGCCAGUGCUAUUUAGUAGGUAAAACCAGAAGAUUCAAAGAGAUCCUUUCUAGACUUCAGUCUAGGAACCUAUGCUGUGACUCUCCAUUAUUUUCUUCAGAGAACAGUACUCAAAUAUUUUUCUGUUUUAUUUGGAAAAAAAAAGUAUUCAAAUUUUAGUGAAAGGCUGGAAAUAUAUUUCUCUGUGAUUUAAUGUGCAAACAAUUUAAUGAAUGUUCCCGGAAGACAAGCUGUAGCACAGUCUUCAUCCAUCCCUUUUAAAAAAAAAUAUGAAACACAAGGUUAAAAUUUACUCAUCUGCUCUCGAGUAAAAUACUAAAAAAAAAAAUUGUCAAAACAGCCAGAGAAUUUCUUUAUGAUAUUGUUGUUUAUGGUUCUUAUAAAUGAGAAGAAAGCUUUUUUUUUCUGCUGAAAAGCUUAUUUUUAAACAGAUCUAAACUAUCAGAAGAGUCAGGGCCCAAUUUGGUAACAAGCUGUGAAACAUCAAGGGUUCUUUUAAUGAAGAAUUCAUUCUGGAAAAAUGUAGGUUACAAGACAUAUGGAUAAAUGUUUCCAUGAGUACUAAAACUCCCAGCCUCCUGCACUGACUUACAUUCAAAUGUGGAUCCACACAGCGUUGGCUUACCAACUGGAAGACCUCAGAAGAGGCCCUUGACUCAAAAUAGCCAGUUGGGUCUUUUUUCUAGUACAAAAUGCUCAGAAACAAAGUUGCGCCAAUGAAGAUUCAUGAGGCUUGAUUUAAAGUUUUCUCUAGUUGACAGAUACUAUUUAUAACCUGGAUUAUUAAAAUGAGGUGCAUUACAUCAUAUUAAAUAUCAUGACAAAUAUGUCAUAUGCAUCAAGGGUGAAAUCCUGACUCACAUUGAAGUCAAUGGCAAAACUCUCACUGAUUUCCACGGGGCUAGGUUUUUAUCCUGAAUAUCUAGGUGAUUAAGAAAAAUCACACCAGUGGAGUGUUAUACAUUGUCUGAAUCGCAAUGCUUUGUCUGUAAAAAAACCCCCAAAAAACCAGUAGUAACUGUUUAGGGUAAAAUAUUGAAAUACAAUUAUAUGAUCUGCUUGGCCUUUAUAGAGCAAUUAAUAUUUUCCAAGAACUGCAUGGAUAUUAAGGUUGAAAAUAUGAAUACUGGAUAAGUAUUAUGUAUACCUGGGCAAAUAGUAGAAGAAAUGUCUGAAUGUUCUUCAACUUCUUCAAACAGAAUUACUCAAAUAAGCUCAUGAGUUUGUAUCUGGAUGAUCCAAAUGUGAAUAUUUUUCUUUCUGAAUGAUGCAAUAUGGUUCCAGAAUUUGACUGCAAUGAAUAUAAUAGGAUUUUUUUUUUAUCACCUGCCAGACAUAGGAAAGAAGCUGUAAUUCUCUCUGUCUUUCUUGCUCCUCUACUAAUUGAACUCAGCUUUGAGGACUAGCAUCACUCUCUGGUCUUAACGUAGUCAUGAGAUGGACUGCUGCCUUUGGUAUGGUCUCCACUGUACGAUGUGAAUCUAAUGUGAGGAUUGAAUUGUUUUCAGAAUGGUCUGAAUGAUCUGAAUGGCCCAGCCUCAUGCCUAUUUUAAAUAGACAGAAAAUUACUGGGUCUUUAUGCUAGCAUUUGAGUGUAGACUCAAAGUAUUUGAGACUUCGAAUAAAGUCUGACAUAUUCUUCCAGUUUUGUAGAGAUCAUACUCUGGUUGCCAAAAACCCACAGGCAGAAGAAAGAGCUAACAGCUGGACAAGCACUCAAUCUGAUUUGUCUAACAGGCAUGUAAUCCUGGCCCUUCCAAAUGCGUUGGAGCAUCUUUAGUGACCAUAAGUGAUCUGGAGCUCUGUUCUGCCCUUCAGUGAAAUAUAGGGACAUUAUAAAAAGUGAAAAUAUUUCCAUGAUUAAAAAGUAUCAAUAUUUUUGUAAAAAAAAAAAUAUAGUGGCAAAAUCCUGGGUUUCACUCACGGAAUUUCUUUUUGACCCCAAAAGGAUAAAUAGAAUGAAAAAUGUGUCUCUUAUCUUGGCCAACUCCAAUCAGAAUGGGUACCUUUCCAUAGUACAAUAUUAUCUGAAGGCCACACUAGUGCAUGAAUUGAAUAUGAAGAGAGAGAAGAGUGUAUACACGUUAUCAGGACCUGAAGUACCUGGACCUUAGAAUUUCACUGGAUGUAAAAAGGAGACCUUUGAAGUACUAACUAAGGCUGAUCUGGUUUAAAUAAUGAGAAUGCACUAAGGCACAGUCUUAGGUACUAUGGCUGUAGUUGAAAAAAAUAUUUAAUCUACUUUGUUUUUAACUUUUUCUUAAGCUAUUGCAAGUAAACAGGGAAAUUAUGAGUGAUAGAUAAAUGUCUGUUCACAUUUGGAGCUAAUAUAUUUUGCAGAUGCUUGUGCUUUCCUAAGAACUAGCUUCUCAAAAGGAAUAGCUCCUGUUAUAGUCAGAGGAGAGGAAAACAUGACAUCCUCUACACACAUUCUGAUUAAAAAUGUGCCCCCAUUAGGCUUCACAUCACAGCACUGGAGGAUCCACCUGAAAUACAGGGGGGAGAAGAAAACUUAGGAGAACCAAGAGACCUCAGGUCUCAAGGGUCAGGCAAAAUAAUUUGAAACCAUCUUGAAGAAUCAGUUUAGCCACAGCUUGAUGGAAAGCCAAGCAUAAGACAGAUCUGGCUCUGGGGUUUGGUAGUGGGAUAAAAAAAUUUUUUAAUUUCUAGGCCAUGAACUUGAAUCCAUUAAACAAUAGUCAUGACCAUCUGAUAGUUAUUCGUUGUCUUCUCUGAAACAAACUGCUGGUCUCAGUCCAGGUCUUAGUGGGUAUGGGACCAUCUGCAAACUUCAUAUCACUUUUGUACUUGGUGACCUUGUUGGCCACCCCUAUAGAGAGGCCAAAGGAUUGUUUGGGGAAUUGAUGUGACAACAACAACAACAAAAUGAUGACAUCACUGGGGAAAUUGUAAAGUUUAUAAGAAGCUGGAAGUAAUUUCGCAUCCAACUAUGAUCUCCAGAAGUUAGAGUAGAAAGGCACACUGAAGGCAGCUGGAAAGGAUUUAUGUGACUGCUGCUGGUGUUGGACUUUGGACCUCCAGGCUAAGAUACAGACAGUCAAAAAGCCCAAGGCUGAAUCAAUUCAGUCUUUGCAGGUUAGUCUAAAAUGCAGAGAUUAAAUUGAGAAACAACUGGGCACACAUUUACUUUUGAUUCGGGAAAUGCAGCCAUGUGUCUGCAGUGGCUGAGGCCAGAAGCCAGGGGGCACUAAAACAUGCCUCUCUGGCAUGUAGCCAGCAUUAUAUGUGUUCACUUCCUCUUCCUGCUGCCCCUGAAGUCUCUGGGAUUUGCAGUCCAGAAUCACAGCAGCACGACUCUCCAGGGUUGCUCAUCACUUCCUCCUGCUUCCAGGUGCCUCUGGGAUUUGUAGUCCACAAUCACAGCCAGCAGUAAGUUUCAGUAAGUUUAGCUGCAGGGCAGCUCUGUACUUGGGGGCCCAGACCCCAGCCAGGGUUUGCCUGGGGGGAGCAGUCCCUGCCUCCCCCCCAGUCCUUCUCUGCUGGAGCAGACAGCAUAGCCCAGCCUAGGGCUGAAAAGCAUGCUGAGAUGCUGGGGGGACUGUGAUUCAACUUGAACCAGGAAGGGGACAGAAGUUUCAUAAACCUGUAUGACCCAAAUCAGUUAAGUCUGAUACUACAUUUAACCAGGUUUAUCUUAAACCAGUUUCAGACAUUUUGAAACUGGUUUAUGAGCACCAAGCUUCUGUUCUGUUACAGGUUUAAUCUAGUUUCUGAUGACUUGAACUGGUUUAUGUGUAACAUCUGUCCCUAGCCCCGGAGUUAAACUGUUAGCCACUACAAAGUAGACUAAGGAACCAAAUCUUCAAAAGGGGAAUGUAAUAACUUGCUUCUUGUGUGGACUGGCAUGUACCCAUGGUAUAUGCUCACUGGUGGGUUACACACUUCCUCUGGUCAGAGGAAGCUUUUCUAGGGUAUCUGAGGCCAACAGAAUUCACUUCCCAAGGUAAAAACAUGAGCUGAUACAAGGUCGAGCUAAACAGCCCAUCGCUCUGUAACUGGAAGCUGUAACAACUCAUAUCCUCUGUGGACUGGCCCAGAUGAGGAUCUGUAAUACACACUCAGCAGAGGAUUACACUUGUAGUACCUCUGGCUGCGUCUUUACUACUUCUGCAGAUAAACAGAGCAGAUCUGUUACAAGAGCUGUCAGUCCAGAUCCUUUCAUGAGCUCUAUCGUCAUAUGUAAAAAGAAGACUAUCACCAAUCUCACCAUAAGGACUUGAACAUAACACUUCAUUAUUUCUGUGUCGGCCCUAAGGUGGUAAUUUAAAUGAAUUUUGCAUUAUAUGUUGAUUUAUGGCAGCUAAAUUAAUGUAAUAAAACUUCACAGUUCCUU
This is a messenger RNA of Alligator mississippiensis (American alligator), 15716 nucleotides long. RefSeq lists its product as uncharacterized. The record is from RefSeq and is a predicted model, not a curated record. The transcript has 2 exons. Bases 3334 to 4458 code for a protein of 374 amino acids. NCBI's taxonomy places the organism in Eukaryota, Metazoa, Chordata, Crocodylia, Alligatoridae.